This is a messenger RNA of Maylandia zebra (zebra mbuna), 3147 nucleotides long. The record is from RefSeq and is a predicted model, not a curated record. Lineage: Eukaryota; Metazoa; Chordata; Actinopteri; Cichliformes; Cichlidae.
UUCAGCUUUACUGGCUGAACAGAAAUACACUUAAUAACUGUCACAGGCAGCAGAGAACGAGAGCUAAGCGCUGGAUACUGGAAGAUAAUUUCACAAGUUUAUAAUUCAAAGAACACACAGGAAAACUUGUAGCUAGGGAUGUUCCAGCGACUGGGCAGGCAGAUCUUCAGAGAUGACCCAAAGUUUAGUCCACAGAAUAAGAUGUGCUGUAGGAGGAGGGACAGCAGCUUCAGUCACAGAAAUGUGCACAAUGGACAAAUGGUGGCCUGAUGAUACAUCACCAGAGAUCGUGCAACAAACUGGCACGACUGAAGGAUUUCCACAGCCUUAAGAACACGUGGAGAAACCUGAGUGAUUAAUCACAGGUGAGCCAAUUGAAGAUCUGCUGUCAGGUGUGUCUGAUAAAGGCGAAGACAGGAUGCGCCAACGAACCACAUCAGAGACAGAUAAACAACGAGCCAGAGAGAGAGCAAGGGCGGCAGGGCCACCCAGGAGGACAGAGGGACCUUGACAACAACUUUUAAUAUAAAUUUCUUCAGUGUUAACCUUCUGAUAUCAGUCAGCAUGCUUUAUACAGUUUGUCAAAAAGCCCCUUAAGAGCUGCCAAAACACAUCAGGUCCUGAGGACUGAGGUGUGGAAUGAAGGUCAAAGUCUGCGUGGACUGAGUGGAUGAAACGCUUCAGUGGCAGUGGAGCUGGAUGCAGAGCACGCACAGAGAGUCCCCGGGGCGGAGCAAGGAGGGGGCCUGCCACCCCAGGUGAAGGUGAAAGAGAGGCAGAAGUUCUUUGAGGAGGCCUUUCAGCAGGACAUGGAGCAGUACCUGUCUACCGGCUACCUGCAGAUUGCUGAGAGGCGAGAACCAAUAGGCAGCAUGUCAUCCAUGGAGGUGAAUGUGGACAUGCUGGAGCAGAUGGAUUUGAUGGACAUGUCUGACCACGAGGCUCUGGAUGUGUUUUUGCACUCUGGAGGAGAGGACAACAGCGCUGCCUCGCCUGUUGCAGGUCCAGACGUCGAGUCCUUCACCACAGAGAUCAGCCUCCAAGUUCCCACCCAGGCUGAGCUACGACACAAGCUCUCUUCAUUAUCAUCCACCUGCACUGACUCCGCCAGCCAGGACACAGAGGCCGGGGAGGAGGACGAGGAGGAAGAGGAGGAGGAGAGUGAGCAAGGAGGAGGAGGGGGGGGCGUUGGGGGAUCAGGAGGAGGAGGAAGGAGGAGAAGACCCCCUGUGGUAGUGACCCUGGAUGAAGAAGAGGUGCACCCUGACACGGUGCUGGUGGACAGGGCGGAGCGCGAAGAUCAGACCAGCAAAGACUGUGAGGAAAGCAGGCCAGAGGUUUGAGGAGAGGCGGAGUGAGACACAAGCACCCAACAGCUGCCAAAUCAAACUCAGAACCAUAUUGGCUUUGUUCUUAAUAUUCCUCUCAUAUGUCAGAGAAACAUAUGAUAGAAAGUGCAACCUCAGUGCACUAACUGCCACAUGACCUUACCUUGAGAGACGCCAGUUUUCAAUUCUAAUUGAUCUUAUAAAACUGUUUUAUUUUUCCUUUUCAGCAUAACGUCAUCUAACGGCUGAGCGAUUCUCCUGUUUCUUUGUUUCUCCUGCUGUAUGUUGAGGCCUGUUACUGAUUAACGACUGAGUAAUGAGGACAUAGAAACACACCAAAAAUCACCCACACGACCCUUCUGCUAUGCUCCAUCCUUCACUGCGCUUAUAGACUGCAGCGGUCAUGUGUUUCCCAUUAUUGCUUGUGUUGGAGAUUAAGCGUGGAGCCUAAAGUACCCCAUUUGGCCUAAAUAAAGAAGCUAGCUUUUAAAAUCUAACUGCAGGUCAGAAAUGUGAAGUCAGUUUUUAAUCUGUAAAAGAAAUGUUGCCAUGCAAAUUCACCCGCCAAAGAUUUUAUACUUUAUAAAAUCCACGUGUGUAAAACCACGGGGAUAGCUUUGGUUCUGUUUGCACAGGUUUUCUCAUGUAUGUGCUCUAUGAAACUGUUCUAGGGGUUAAAGCUCUGAAAUGAGACUUUCAAUUGUGCAAUUUCUCUUCCACAAUUCAUUUUAGUGCAACAAAUGCAAAGAUGCACUACUCAAAGAAAUGAAGGGAACACUCGAUCAUCACUUGGUAUGACACAAAGUCAUUUAAACCUCAGCAUAUCAGUCUUUCCUUUCAUUUGAAGCAAUGCUGCAAGUGAGUUUUUCUCCAGUCCAGCUCCUCUAGGACUGCAAAAUGACCUCCAGCUGAGCUACUCGUGCAUGUUUCUCACCAAACUGUCAGAAACAAACUCCACGAGGGCCCGAUGUGCUUCAGUGCAGAGCCCGGCACCGUGCAGCUCAAGUAUAUCCGCCUGAGAUCUGCCAUCCUGGAGGAGCCGGACUGCUUGUGCAACCUGAACAGGCUGGAGGUACGAUCCUCAUGCUAGCAGCUGUGAUAAGGAGUAAAAAGACAAACUAGAGGAUUAGGAGGGAUAAGGAGAGAGGAUUUUUGUGGUGGUGGUCUUGUUGUUGCCUCUGGUAAACCCGUUAUCACUAUGAUUUGCACCAAAGCAGCUGAAAUGGAUUCACAAUGCUUUCUGCUUCCUAGCUGGACAGACUUAUAUCACUGAAGUUCAACCGACUAUGAUGCUCGAGCGUUCCCUUAAUGUUUUCUUUGAGCAGUGUACUUAUUGAUCGCUUUUUUCUGAAGAAAAAGGAUGAAUAUUUUAUCACUUUCUGAAACUAAAAAGCCAAAAGCAUUUCUUUCACUGUUUUUAAAGUCUUCUAGAUCACGUCGGAUGUAAACUAGUUCAAAAUGGUUUUGUGCCAUUACCCAGUAGAAACAAAGCUUAAUAGCAGGCAGGCACCUGACAGUGGUUUCUGAAACACAUUGUAUAGCAGACAUGUGGGUGGAGAUCGGGUACAAUGAUAACAAUGACUUACCACACACACACACACACACACACACACACGACAGUUAACCUUUGCCAUUCCUUUGAUAUGUGAUCUCUGGGUGAACUACUUCUGUUGAACGAGGACCAAAUCCCUGCUGUGGACAGUGUGCUAUGCACCGGACAAUGUCCAGAAGACUGAACUGCAUCCAGACCUCUGUGUCUGCAGUUGUUGACAUUUGCCUAAAAUUUCUGACUUGUUGCUAAUAAACAUUUGUCUCCCGG